AUGCAGAGAACUUAUUUUCUUUUCGCUGGAGCCUUGGUACUGUUGCAUUUUGUCACAACUAGCUCAGCUAGCAUAAUUGUAGCCAACAACCAUAACAACAGUGCUAGUGAUCUGAAUGCUCUUCUUGCCUUCAAAGCCGCCAUUUUCGAUCCCCGAAGGAUUAUCUCUACCAACUGGUCCACUUCUUCCUCUGUUUGCAACUGGAUUGGAAUCACUUGUAACACUCGCCAACUUUUCUUACAUGGGAAUUGUAGGAACCAUACCUCCAGAACUGGGAAAUCUUUCUUUCCUAGUCACAGCUUUCAUGGACACCUUCCAACCGGGCUAUCUCGUCUGCGCCGAUUGAAGUACAUCAACUUGAAAGGUAAUGCCUUUGAAGGGGAAUUUCCAUCAUGGUUGGGAUGUUUGAGUGCACUCCGAUACUUAUCCUUCCGAGAUAACGGAUUUUCAGGUUCAUUAUCAGGCAGGCUCUCUAAUUUCACAAAGUUAGAGACCAUCAGUUUGGGUUUCAACUUUUUUACUGGAAAUCUUUCAGAAGAAUUCAGGGCUCUACCGAAAUUGAAAUUUUUGGAAAUUCAAUUUAACCAACUUGUAGGCCCUCUGCCACUGGCUCUGUUUAACCUCUCCUCAUUGCAAGUUAUUGGUUUUACCAAUAAUAGCUUAUCGGGUUCCCUCCAAGCACAUAUCUGCAAUUAUCUCCCACAACUUAAAGGGCUUUACUUAUCACUUAAUAACUUGGAAGGUGAAAUUCCAUCAGGCAUCGGAGAAUGUUCAAACCUCCAAGUUUUAUCCUUGUCUUACAACAAAUUCCGAGGAUAUAUACCAAAGGAAAUUUGGAAUCUAACCACGCUUACACAAUUAUAUUUGGGUGGGAACGACCUGACAGGUGAAAUUCCAAAAAUCAUUGGCAAUCUCUAUAAUUUGGAGAUACUAAGCAUGGAGCGUGCUAAUAUUACAGAGAAUGAUUUGUUAGGCAAGCUUCCAUCAACUAUAGGUGCUUUCUUACCCAAUCUUGAGGGACUCUACCUUGGGGGAAAUGAAUUGACUGGAACUAUACUAACAUCUAUCUCAAAUGCUUCUAGGCUCAGAAUGCUAGACCUUGGUGUGAACCAUUUUACUGGUGCAAUUCCUCGUUCUCUUGGAAACUUGAGAUUACUGGAACAGUUUGUUAUAUCGCAAAAUGAUUUUUCUGAGGACUCGCUAUCCACAGAGUUGAGCUUCAUCAUAUCCCUAUCAAACUGCAAACAUUUAAGAAGGUUGUGGAUAAAUGAGAAUCCUCUUAAUGGCUUCCUCCCAAAGUCUAUUGGAAAUCUUUCUAGCUCACUCGAAUUCAUUGAUGCCACUCGUUGUGGAAUCAGAAGUGAAAUUCCAAGUUCGAUUGGUAAUUUGAGCAACUUGAUAGGGCUGAACUUUGCAACCAAUAGCUUGACAGGAGUAAUUCCAACUACAAUCAAAUGGUUGUUGAAGCUUCAGAUGAUAGAUCUAACUGACAACCAGAUACAAGGAGCUAUUCCAAGUGAGCUUUGUUAUUUGUUGAACUUAGAAGGAUUAUAUCUGGCAAAUAAUAAGCUUUCUGGUGUGGUGCCUUCUGGUUUAGGAAAUGUUACAACACUCAGAUAUGUUUAUCUCAAUUCUAACAAUUUAAGUUCUGUGAUACCGACAAGCUUUUGGAGCCUUAGAGAUAUUUUGGGGCUGGACAUGUCUGAAAAUUGUUUGACAGGUUCUUUGCCUGCGGAAAUUGGAAACUUGAAGGCAUUAGUCUAUUUGAACCUUUCAAAUAAUCAAUACUUGGGUGGGAUACCUAGCACUGUUGGAACACUACAGGAUUUGCAAGAACUCGCCUUGGAACAUAACAAGCUACAAGGAUUGAUACAGAUUCCUUGA
Messenger RNA from Coffea eugenioides, 1884 nucleotides. RefSeq names its product LRR receptor-like serine/threonine-protein kinase GSO2. Bases 1 to 1884 code for a protein of 627 amino acids. The record is from RefSeq and is a predicted model, not a curated record. Gene Ontology annotation, molecular function: protein binding. The transcript has 3 exons. NCBI's taxonomy places the organism in Eukaryota, Viridiplantae, Streptophyta, Magnoliopsida, Gentianales, Rubiaceae.